This is a messenger RNA of Nothobranchius furzeri (turquoise killifish), 2663 nucleotides long. RefSeq names its product DEAD-box helicase 17 (gene ddx17). Gene Ontology annotation, cellular component: cytoplasm; nucleus; ribonucleoprotein complex. Gene Ontology annotation, molecular function: ATP binding; mRNA 3'-UTR binding; ribonucleoprotein complex binding. NCBI's taxonomy places the organism in Eukaryota, Metazoa, Chordata, Actinopteri, Cyprinodontiformes, Nothobranchiidae. The record is from RefSeq and is a predicted model, not a curated record. Gene Ontology annotation, biological process: alternative mRNA splicing, via spliceosome.
GGAACAACGUCAUCGGGUUUGAGAAAAACAAGCUAGGUUAGUUCGUGACGCAUAUAGCUGUUGUUGGUCACAUUGUUAUUGUAGCGUUGUUAUUGCCUAAUUCGUGUAUUAUAGUUCACUAGGAUUUAAUUUUUGUGUCUUUAUCUAAUUUGCAUUUCUUUAAUUCUGAACGCAACGUCAACAAAUCGACUCCAGCUAACGCGAAAAAUACUACGGGUAAGAAUAUUUGCGUUGCCGACAUGAGAGGGGGUUCAUCUUAUGGAGACAGGGACAGAGACCGUGGACGAGACAGGCCAAGGUUUGGAGGGGGCAUGGGUGGCCGCAACGGACCACCACCCAUGAAGUUUGGUAACCCCGGUGAGCGUCUUCGCAAGAAAAGAUGGAACCUGGAUGAGCUGCCAAAGUUUGAAAAGAACUUCUACAACGAACACCCAGAGGUCCAACGAAUGAGUCAGUAUGACAUUGAAGAGAUUCGCAGGAAGAAGGAGGUCACCGUCAGAGGCUCAGGCUGCCCAAAGCCUUUAACUGCUUUCCACCAGGCACAUUUUCCUCAGUAUGUGAUGGAUGUUCUGAUGCAUCAGAACUUCAAGGAGCCCACAGCGAUCCAGUCCCAGGGUUUCCCUGUGGCCUUGAGCGGCAAGGACAUGGUGGGAAUUGCUCAGACGGGCUCUGGAAAGACACUGGCUUACCUUCUUCCAGCUAUUGUUCACAUUAAUCACCAGCCCUAUCUGGAAAGGGGGGAUGGUCCUAUAUGUCUGGUCCUCGCUCCAACUAGAGAGCUGGCCCAGCAGGUUCAGCAGGUCGCUUUCGACUACGGCAAGUCAUCCCGCAUCAAAAGCACCUGCGUCUAUGGUGGAGCACCAAAAGGGCCCCAGAUUCGUGAUCUUGAGCGUGGUGUUGAGAUCUGCAUCGCCACUCCUGGUCGUCUGAUUGACUUUUUGGAGGCGGGGAAAACCAACCUGCGCCGCUGCACCUACCUGGUGCUGGAUGAAGCUGACCGCAUGCUGGAUAUGGGUUUUGAACCGCAGAUUCGCAAAAUAGUCGAACAAAUCAGGCCUGACAGACAGACUCUCAUGUGGAGCGCAACUUGGCCAAAGGAGGUUCGUCAGCUGGCGGAGGACUUCCUGAGGGAGUACAUUCAGAUUAAUAUUGGUGCUCUGGAGCUCAGUGCCAACCACAACAUCCUGCAGAUCGUUGACGUCUGUAUGGAGACCGAGAAGGACGACAAACUUAUUCAGCUGAUGGAGGAGAUCAUGGCUGAGAAAGAGAACAAAACCAUCAUUUUUGUGGAGACCAAAAAACGAUGUGACGAUCUCACCCGGAAGAUGAGGCGUGACGGGUGGCCAGCCAUGUGUAUCCAUGGAGACAAGAGCCAACCAGAAAGAGACUGGGUACUUACAGAGUUUCGAAGCGGCAAAGCCCCGAUUCUGAUCGCUACUGACGUGGCGUCUCGUGGUCUGGACGUGGAAGACGUGAAGUUUGUCAUCAACUAUGACUAUCCCAAUUCCUCUGAGGAUUACGUGCAUCGUAUCGGGCGUACGGCUCGCAGCACCAAUAAGGGCACCGCCUACACCUUCUUCACUCCGGGAAACCUGCGACAGGCCAGAGACCUUGUCCGGGUGCUGGAGGAAGCCCGGCAAGCCAUUAAUCCCAAACUGCUCCAGCUGGUGGACUCGGGUCGAGGAGGAGGCGGCGGUGGCAGGAUGCGCUACCGUGGCAGCAACGCCAACAACCCUAACCUCAUGUACCAGGAUGAGUGCGAUCGACGCAUGCGCCCCGGCGGAGGCGGCGGCAAGGACAACCGUGGCAACUUCAACCGCGACGAAGACCGCUCCUCUUCCUACAGGGACAGAGGCCGGGAUCACAGGAACAACUACAACUCCGGUUCGGACCAGUACCAGAGCUACAACAACAACAGUGGGGGCUACAACUCUCGUGGCCCGGGUCACCCCGGCAGCGUCCAGGACCAGUCCGGACAGCCACAGGGUCAGUUCAGCCAGGGUCCUCCCAUAGCGCCACCCUCAGGCGGCCCUCAGCCUCUGAUGGCUCAGCAGUUCCCCCCACCUCAGCCCCCACUCAUGGGCUUCAUGGGGCAACCCGCUUACCCCUUCUCCUCUCCUCCUCCGGCCGCGCAGCCGCCCCAUAAACCAGGGGGUCCUUAACUCCGUUUCCACAGGAGCUUAAGCAGUGGUUUCCAGGCAGGUAAGGGCUUUUAUUUCCUGUUUCACACGUGUGACACGAGGAUCGUGGACCAUCCGGGACAGAUCUCCAUGACUGGAUCUCUGGUCGUCUCACCACUGCUGACUGAUUAGAACCAGAAAGAUGGUGUUUUUUAUUUUUGAGUCCAGCUGGGCGAGUAACGAUGAUAAACAUCAGCAGUCAUAUUCCAGCCGCCGCCUCUUGGUUCAGGUUUAGAUUCAUCUUGUUCCACUUGGACGGGUUUUUUCUUUAGAAUCGCUUUUGGAAUAAACAAGUUUGAGAGUCUCCUUUGUAGUUUAGUGAAAUCUGACCACUCUAGUUUCGUCGUCGUAGGUUUUGAUGAUCGUGGUCAUGCAUGCUUUUCCUAUUUCCUGUUGUGUAUUAAAUGCGUGUUUUAAAAAUGCUUGUUUUAUGUUAUGUUACACGAUCUUUUUAGUGUUUUCUGAAAUAAACAAUCAAGUGUU